AUGGGGGCUCGGGCGCCGAGGGCGGGCCGGCCGGAGCGCGGCGGCCUGAGAGGCGAGGGCGACGGAAGGAACAAAGACAGCGAUUACUCUUGCGGCCGCCGAGUCGCGGCCGCGAGAGGGAGGAGGGCCGGGCAGCGUCUGGACUCCCUCGCAGUCCGCAUGGCCCCUCGGUCGCCUCAGCCCCGCAAACCCAGUUCGAGUGACCGCCUCCUGCCGCCGAAGGAGGGCAGUCCCCGCCCUCCGGCGCGCCCAAGCCGGCGCCUCGCCACCGACGCCGUCACACCCCCGGCCUCUCCCGGGCCCCAAUAG
This is a messenger RNA of Rangifer tarandus platyrhynchus (Svalbard reindeer), 309 nucleotides long. Lineage: Eukaryota; Metazoa; Chordata; Mammalia; Artiodactyla; Cervidae. The record is from the annotation of a GenBank genome assembly.